UCUAUUUUUCUUGCGAAAACAAAUCUCCCUAUGUUUUUUGGACAAACAAACAAAAACAACUUUUAUGAUGGUGUGUGAACACAUUUAUAUAUCCCGCCAAAAUUGAACAAAAUAUCUCCUAAUACAUAACUUUCCCACCUUAAGAAAAUAAAAAUAAAAAAUCCAAUCUGUCAGUUUGCAAUCAUCAAUUCCCUACCAGUUUCCAUGUACCACACAAGUCACUUCAAUGUUUGUAGCAUUGUAUCCUCAAGAAUCUCUCUCUCUCUCUCUCUCUCUCUCUCUCUCUCUCUCUCUCUCUCUCUAGAAGUUGAAUAUGAUGCUAUUAUGCUUGUAGUGUGACAAGUUGUUGAUCAAGAUUUUCGGUCCCAAAAAAACUCAAUAAAAGAGAGAGAACCCCUUUAUUCACUUCAAUUUCUUUCUUAUCUUCUAUGACUCAAUUUUGAAUACCUUUUCAUUGUUUCUAUCUUGUUGGAAUCCUUCCAACACUUCAUGUUGUAUGUAUAUAUAUAUUUAUAUAUACAUACAUACAUACAUACAAACACUAUAGUUAGUUUUCUCUGCAAAAGGCAAUCACUUAUAACUUAAUUAGUACAUCGAUCAAUAUAAUCUUUGCUCGUUAUACUUUAUAUAUAUUCGUGUCCGACUGAUACAAUGGCGAUUCAUCAACACUACCGCCUGCCUCGUAUGCUGCUCAACUCCUACGUCGCCAAUAGCACGAACAUCUCUUACAAAGACAACGACGCCACGAACUUCGACAGCAACAUGGUCAUAAUCUUGGCGGCUUUGCUCUGCGCGUUGAUAUGCGCGCUCGGGUUGAACUCGAUCGUCCGUUGCGCGGUGAGGUGCGCUCCGAGCACGUGGGUCCACGAGGCCACCGCUGAUGAGGUGGCGGCCGUGGCGGCGGCAGAUCGUUUGUCGUCGAGCGGUAAUCUCAUGAAGAAGGAGGCAGAGUUGGUGGUGGUUGAGAUUCCGGCCGUGGUUUACAAGGCGGGGAUACUCUGUAUUCCGGCGGCAACCGACUGCACCAUAUGUCUGGGGGAGUUUGUGGAGGGCGAGGAUGUACGGAUUCUUCCGAGGUGCAAUCAUGGAUUUCAUGUCGAGUGUAUAGACACAUGGUUGGCCUUGCAUUGCUCGUGUCCUGUUUGCAGGCAAACGUUGUUGAUGGAUUGCUCUGCACGCGAGUGUUCCGAUUGAUUAGUUGUGUUGAUUGCGCACUAGGUGAAUUUUGUUUUUGGAUAAUCGAGGUGGUGAUCCCAAUUUUCGUCGGACUAACUUUCGAUAUGCCUCGGUUGGUUGUUUCCACCAGAAUACGAACCUGCAUCUCGCCGCUAGGAGCGAGUUUCGAUAUGAUUGUUCUAAUAGUUGAGUUGUGACCGGCAAAAGGUUUUACUAUAGCUGAGAAUAUAUUUUGUCUAGAGAUUCUUCUUGUAUGGUUUAUAUGUGCAAUGGCUAUUGAAUGUGUUCAUAUUUCUAUUCGAUUUAUAUAUGUACAGACUCUACUAGUGGAUCCAAUGGCUCGUAAGUUGGGGCUGUAUAGGGCGCGAGAGCCUUGUACUUAUCGAACCCUUAUAAGAAGGUUCGACAUUGGG
This is a messenger RNA of Erythranthe guttata (spotted monkey flower), 1589 nucleotides long. Lineage: Eukaryota; Viridiplantae; Streptophyta; Magnoliopsida; Lamiales; Phrymaceae. The record is from RefSeq and is a predicted model, not a curated record.